Molecule: messenger RNA, 2612 nt
Organism: Myotis daubentonii (Daubenton's bat)
Lineage: Eukaryota; Metazoa; Chordata; Mammalia; Chiroptera; Vespertilionidae
Gene: ELL3
Product: elongation factor for RNA polymerase II 3
Biological process (GO): transcription elongation by RNA polymerase II; positive regulation of transcription elongation by RNA polymerase II; snRNA transcription by RNA polymerase II
Cellular component (GO): transcription elongation factor complex
Molecular function (GO): cis-regulatory region sequence-specific DNA binding
Source: RefSeq, a predicted model, not a curated record
GGUCUACUUGCAUAUUAGGGUUUUAUUACAUUGGAUUAGAUAGAGAGGGAGGAGUGGAAACACCAAGGGCUGACCUGAGAGUGGUCCUGGGGUCUCACUGCACCAGGAUCUGGACCCACGGAAUAUCUGGCAACUUCAUGGCACCCCUUGUCCUCCUGAGGGAGUGGGCCAACUCCCUUUCACAACCAUUUCACGUGUUCAACCCGUGGGGAUCGUUCCAGCCCUCGACAACCAAGCUUCGCCGCUGCCACGACACUCAGGGGCCCGAUUUUUCUCUCCGUCCUUAGUUAGAAACUGGUUUCGGAUCUGCAUCUGUACCGCGGGCGGAAAAAAGCAAAAGUGCUGCAGCAGGUGUCGAAGCCAGGAAUCCCCUUCUGGGUCUGCCCUCCUCCCGACCUGGGUGGGGGCUCUUGGCAGCCAGGCUCUCUCCCCCGCCCCCCUGCGCCUAGAAGCCUCUAGACUAGCGGCUGCAGGUUCCGCUCCACUGAGAGACAGAAGCGCCGGCUUCAGGUCUGCUGGGCAGACUGAGGCGGGACUGGAGAUUCUGGGUGAGGAGCCCGAGGCUGGAACGGAGGGAGCCCCUGCCAAAAGCCCAAUGAGCGUCGCGCCAAACCAAAAGGACACCGUGGGGGCCGGCGGGCUCAGGGCCGGAGGCAGGAGAGAGCGAGGCGCCGCCCACGCAGCGGGCGGACUGGGGGAGCGGCGCCCAGUGGGUGGGGUCCCGGCGGGGGCGGGACAGACCUGGGCUACCGGCCGUGCAAGUCGCGCCCUGCAGAGCGAAAGUAGUUGGUGGCGGCCGUCGCGCGUGGCUCGAGUUGUGCCGGCCGCGACCUCACGGCCAUGGCGGGACCCCAGGAGUUUCUGGGUGGGAAGCUCCGGCUCUGCUUCACCCCCGCCGCCCGGACCAGCCUCCUGCUGCUCAGGCUCAACGACGCGGCGCUGCGGGCGCUGCACGAGUGUCAGCGGCAACAGGUGCGGCCGGUGAUCGCUUUCCAAGGCAGCCGAGGGUAUCUGAGGCUCCCAGGCCCUGGCUGCUCCUGCCUCUUCUCCUUCACAGUGUCCCAGUGUGGCCAGGACGGCCCUGGUGGUGGCCUGGAUCUCGUGUACCAACGCUUAGGCAGGCCUGGGCCGAACCGCCUGCACUGCCUGGGGCCACUCAGGGAGCGCCUCAGUUUCUGGGCAGCCAUGGAUCCUCUCCCAGCCCCAUCUUCAGGUCAGGGGCACAACCUGACGGAAGACUCCAGAGAUCCUGAGAACUGGCACAUCGGGGAUUAUUCUGGAGAUGCAGUUUCACAGCCACAGAUGGCACUAGAGGAGGUGCCAGGCCCACGGGCAAGCAGCCAAGGACGGUCACUCCCUGGAUCCUCCAGGGAACACAUGGCACAGUGGGAAGUGAGGAACCAGACCUGUCUUCCAAACAGAGAGCCUGACCAGGCACGGCCUUCUGCUAGCCAGAAACAUCUGAACAAGAAGCGUCCAGCACCUGCAGCCACUAUAAAACUGAAAGAAAAGAGGCUCAGAACUCUAGCCCCAAGUCCACUACAAGGACUGCCCAGUCAGGACCUACGAGAGGGAGAAGGUUGGGAGCAAGAAAAUAAACAUGGAGACAUGGGCCCCAGACUGGAACACAGUCCCUCAGUUCAAGCAGACUCUGAAUCCCCAAGCCCUGAAGAGGUACCAGAUUACGUCCUGCAAUAUGGGGCCAUCCACACUGCAGAGCAGCAACAUGCGUAUGAGCAGGACUUUGAGAGAGAUUAUGCUGAAUACCGCAUCCUGCAUGCUCGAUUUGGGGCUGCAAGCCAAAGGUUCAUAGAGCUGGGAGCAGAGAUCAAGAGAGUUCAGCGAGGAACUCCAGAACACAAGGUGCUGGAAGAAAAGAUAGUCCAGGAAUAUAAAAAGUUCAGGAAGCGAUACCCAGGUUACAGGGAAGAAAAGUGUCGCUGUGAGUACCUGCAUCAGAAAUUGUCUCACAUUAAAGGUCUCAUCCUGGAGUUUGAGGAAAAGAACAGGGGCAGCUGAACUAACUGGUCAAGGGCUAUUGACCCUCUCUGUCCGGUGUGAUGCAAAGGAACAAAACCGCUGUAAAUGAAGUAGAGUGCAACUGUCCGCUCUUGUUAUUGCUGAGUCCAUGGUGGCAAGUAGGAGAGCUGCUCUAGGUUAAGGUUUGAUUUUCAUUGUUGCCAUAUAUUAAUUUUUAGGGUAUGGGCGCAGUGCCAACACUCUAUAGCUGUGCCCAGGGGACUAAGAAAAGCAGCCAAGGCUUGGCUUCUCCACCUUUAGUUCAGCAAGUCAUUUUCAAGUCCUAAGAAAUGACACCCUUUCCAGGACAAGAUACCUCAAGGACAUUAGAAUUCAGCCUGGUAGCCGCCCUAACAAAACAAUAACUUUUAGGAAGUUGUGAUACACCUGGAUGUAAUGGGGAAGGGCUUGGGGUCUUAUCAAUCAAUGUACUGAAAGUGAAUUCUUUUACAAACAUGGCUAAAAAAUUAAAACUGUCUCUGUGUCCUUUGUACAAGUUUAUAUGCUUUUCUUAAAUCUUCCAAAGCAGUGGUUCUUACCUCUGGCUCUAUGUCUGAACCACUUCUGGGCUCUCUAAAAAAAUUAGAUAUCCA